GUGUGUGAGUGUCAGGUGUGUGGCUUCUAUACUAGGGCUCCUCACAGCUCUCUCUCUCUCACACACCCUCACUUCUCCCUUCACCACCAUGCCUCACGCUUCGAGCCUCCUCAUCUUCCUCUCUUGUGUGUGCUGGGGGCCCACCAGGGUCCUCACACAACUCUCUCCUGAGGUACAGCAGCUCGCUGACGACUUCUUCAACUGGAGACUAGCAGACAAACCCGAAUUUGCUUCCUUAGUAGGUGUGCACGACUACGACGACCAGCUGGACGACAUGUCUCUGGCAGCCUACCAGAACCGGUACGACCAGUGCCAAGUGUUCCUCGACCAGGCUGAGGCUCUGGAGGCCAACCUGACCCUCAAUGAAGACCUAGUCAACAUCCGAGCCUUGAAGGACGAACUAGUCACCUAUAUUGACGGAUACCCCUUUCAAGGGUUUUUGGUACCAUUAUGUAGCAUCGAAGGAGUUCAUAUUGACUUGGAGACCCUUAUCUCGUGGAUGGUGUUUGAGACGCCUGAGGACUACGAGAAGCUGUUGUCUCGCUACGAGAAGCUGCCUCAACAGCUGAAGCAGAUUCAGGCGCUCAUGGAGGAAGGAGUCGCUACAGGCAUCGUUAAUCACGCUAUUUCCAUGGAAGGUGUGGUAGAGGGCCUUCAGAGGUUCGUGGUGGAGGUGGCGGAGGAGUCACCACUGUGGUCUCCACUCUCCACCUUCCCCGACAACAUCACCCAGGACCAGAUCAGUGACUUCCAGAACCGCGCCAGGACCAUUAUCGUCGACCAGGUCUCUCCAGCGUUCCAGCAGCUGAGCGACUAUGUAAAUAACGACUAUGUCACUCGUCCAGACAUAGGAGUCACCAGCCUGCCCAAUGGCGAGGCUUUUUACUCACAAUUGAUCAGGUUCCACACAACCACAAGCAUGACAGCGGCCGAGAUCUACCAGUUGGGACUUGACGAAGUCACUCGCAUCGAGGCCCUGAUGGCCGAGAUCGUGGCAGAGCUUGGGUACAACAUGACGGUGGCAGAGUUCUCAGAAAUGAUCAGGAACGACCCCGAGUUUUUCUACGACAACCCUGACGACCUGAUGAACGACUUUGAUGAUCUCGUACACAAUGUCAUCACACCUAAACUUCCGGAGGUUUUCAUGAACAUCCCCAAAGCGGAACUGAUAGUGCAAGCUGAUCCUUCACCUAGUGGAGCCGGAGCCUACUACUUGAGCGGGUCCUACGACGGCUCUCGUCCUGGUAAAUUCUACGUGAACACGUACUACUACGAUGCUCAGGCAAAAUACGAGAUGUUGACCCUCUCCAUGCACGAGGGCAACCCGGGCCACCACCUACAGGGUUCACACAGCAUUGAGAGCCCCGACAUCCCCUACUUCAGGAGAGUGACUGAGGACCGCGACUACUGGCAAGCGCCCUCAAGGUUCCCUCUAUACACGGGUUUCAUCGAAGGUUGGGGCCUGUAUGCUGAGACUCUCGGCUUUAAUUUGGACCUCUACGGAGAUCCUUACGACAGAUACGGCCACUACUCAGACGAGAUCUUCAGGGCGUGUCGGCUGGUAGUGGACACGGGGAUGCAUACCUUCGGCUGGACACGGCAGGAAGCCGUCGACUACAUGCUCCUCCACACAGCCCUCGCUCAAGCCGACAUUGAGAAUGAGAUUGACCGCUACAUCAGCUGGCCAGGCCAGGCACUAGCAUACAAGGUCGGGGAACGCAAGCUGACGGAACUCAGGGAGAAAGCUGCCUCCCAGCUUGGCGACGUCUUCGAUAUUAAGAAGUUCCACGACGUUGUCCUGGACUCGGUGGGACCUCUGGCCCUGGUGGAGGAGGAGGUCGACGCCUGGAUCGAAGCUGGAGGCGUAUGAUUAGGAUUUGACGAAGAACUGCCCGUAACGCUUUGCGUAAUAGUGGCUUUAGGCAUUGUAUGUACUAGAUCUAUCAAUAAAUUCAUCAGUGUUUUGUAUCUCA
This is a messenger RNA of Procambarus clarkii (red swamp crayfish), 1973 nucleotides long. The record is from RefSeq and is a predicted model, not a curated record. NCBI's taxonomy places the organism in Eukaryota, Metazoa, Arthropoda, Malacostraca, Decapoda, Cambaridae.